GUCACGUGACCGUCCCCACCUUUCCAAUAUGGCGGCGCCCAGUUCCUCCGUCCGGGCGCUUCACCUCAUACAGAAUAAAGGUGUGAAAAGGAUUUUCUCUGGGAUUCAACCAACCGGGAUCCCUCAUCUGGGAAACUACCUUGGUGCUAUCACAAGCUGGGUGAAGCUACAGGAAGAAUGCAGCUCUGUGUUAUACAGCAUUGUGGAUCUCCACUCCCUCACCAUACCAAGGGAACCAACAGUUUUACGCACAAGCAUCUUAGACGUCACUGCUGUUCUCCUUGCCUGUGGCAUCAGUCCGCAGAAGUGUUUCAUUUUCCAACAAUCCCAGGUGCCUGAGCAUGCAGAGCUCGGCUGGAUUCUGGGAUGUCUCACAAGCUUGCCACGCCUGCAGCAUUUUCCACAAUGGAAGGUGAAGAAUGCCAGCCAAAUGAAUGAAGGAACAGUUGGUCUCUUCACCUAUCCUGUUCUUCAAGCCGCAGAUAUUCUCCUCUACAAGUCAACCCAUGUUCCUGUUGGAGAAGAUCAAGUCUUGCACUUGGAGCUGACCCAGGAUACAGCCCGACGCUUCAACAAAAAAUACGGGGAAUUCUUUCCGGUGCCCACAGCCAUUCUAACCGAAUCGAAGAAGAUCAGGUCACUCAGAGAUCCCACAUCCAAGAUGUCCAAAUCAGACCCUCAGAAGUUAGCCACGGUGAACAUAACAGACAGCCCUGAGGAGAUAAUGCUGAAAUUUCGUAAGGCUGUCACAGACUUCACCUCUGAGGUGACCUAUGACCCUGCUCACCGCCCUGGCGUCUCCAACCUGGUCGCUAUUCACUCUGCUGUAACAGGACUCAGCACGGAGGAGGUGGUACGUCAGAGUACUGGCCUUGAUACUGCUCACUACAAGGCAGUAGUAGCAGAGGCAGUCAUUGAGAAACUUGCACCAAUUAGGAGUGAAUUUGUGAGGCUAAAAGAAGACAGAUGUUACCUGGAGAAGGUUUUAUGGACCGGAGCAGAAAAAGCCAAAGAGCUUGCAACCCCCGUAUAUUCAGAAAUCAAAAGACUGGUGGGAUUGCAUUAACCUCAAGGAAAAGCAGCUAGUGCCUUUCAUAAUCUGAGUUUAGCCUUGGUUAUCUUGACUGAUUUUGGAUCCACGAAUAUCCGAAUCAUCACCUCAGGCUCAUUAAAUGGACCAGGCUUUGCAAAGAGCCAAAUAAGCAGACAUCCGAGCUAAAGAGUGCUUUUCUCCCUGCCUCUGCCCCCAAAAAGAUUUGAGCUGAUGGGAAAACUGAAUCCUUUCUGCAUGAGAAAUGCAGAAUGUCUUUUCUGUGGCCUGUUUGUUUUCUGGAAGGAACCUGUGCAAAUUUCAGCCUUUGGUACAUGUCCAGCCAAAGCCUGUAUAGACUCCUCAGUAAUUGCUCUGUGAACCUGAACACUCUGUUGAUCAGGCUGUCUGUGGGAGAAGUGUUAUCCCUACUACUGGCUCUGGCUGGUCCCUCUGGCAGUCUUAAGAUGUUUUCUCACAUUACAUUUUGUACUCAAGUAUAGAUAGGUGGAUACUAAAUGCAUUCCAUCUCUGCAUUACAAGCUGCAUCGAUGGAGGAAAUGCCAUGUACACAAAAUACACUCCUCCCAUCCCAAAAUACACUGGGAAAGGAUCGGCUCCAGGCUUUGGCAUGUUUGAUAAGGGAAGGUUGAGGUUUCACAUGCGUGCCCUCAAUGGAAACAGCGGGCAUGUUUUUUAUACUUCUGUAUCAGUACCAAAAGUACAUAACUGCUCACCAACUGAAUUCUUGCAUCUUUCCAGGUUGUGUUUGCAAGUUUAGUUGAAAAGUAAUUUCUCCAGUGCAAGGGAGAGAUGAUCUAGCUUGGCGGCACAGUCACUGGCUUGUUGCUAUAUUUUCACAUGUAACUAAGUUGUUCCCAAGCAGGACAUGUGGGCAAAAGGCUAUGGUCCCAGAAAAGUGUAGUGUUUACUGACUUCACAUGUGACACCAUCAAUCUUGGUUCUCUGUUCUCCAUCCCUUUACACUCAGAUCCUCUCAUUUAGCAAUGCCAGGUGACAAUCUGGAGGAUUCUCGAAGACCCAGAGAAAAUGAAGUUCCCACAGCUUCUUCCUCCGUUGACUCGUCUGUGUGUCUGCUCCCAUCCCGCUCUAAUGUAGUGGGUACAAUGUAAAGUACUGAACAUGACUGUAGGACGAAUGGAAGCAAUAGGAGGAGGGACAGGUAGGAGAAGCUGUGGCCUCUCAGAAAAAGCAGCUGCCAUGCUUUCUCCACCAGAGGCACCUCCACACUCAGGUGCUGGCCUGAGCAGGCUGCAUCUCAUCCCUCUAAACAGAGGCACCCCUCUCACCACCAAAGGAACACAAGUGAACAGCAGAGAACCUGCACAAGCAACGCGGACACAAAACCCCACGUAUAUUAAGUCAGGCAUCCCCAAACUUCGGCCCUCCAGAUGUUUUGGACUACAACUCCCAUCUUCCCCAACCACUGGUCCUGUUAGCUAGGGAUCAUGGGAGUUGUAGGCCGAAACAUCUGGAGGGCCAUAGUUUGGGGAUGCCUGUAUUAAGUAAAAUAGAAACAUCGCCACCCGACCCCACUUAUCUCCCCCCCACACACACCUCUUUCCCCCUUUUCUUCCUAAUGUCUCAACAAAUGAAACCGAUUUGUAAAAAAAUGUUACAUGGAAAAAAAUACGAGAGACAUUGCACACACCUUUGUAAAUCAAGAAAAUAAUUAAUAAAAAUACAUUUAAAAAUAAAUAAAAUAAAUAGAGGCACCCUUAAGCCUUGCCCCCAGAGUCUCCAGCAGCCUGUUUUUGCGCAGCCUUGAGAUGGCUUUGCUUCUGCUAGGAGCCUGUAGGAAGAGUGGGCUUCUGGGUGCCUUAAGGCCCCUUUUCUCAACCUGGUGCCCUCCAAAUGUUUGGGUGAAUCAGUCUCAUGAGUUCCAGACAACAAGGCCAGUGUUGAAGGACAAUGGUUAUUGUGCCCAGGUUGCAGAAGAAUAGGCCUAAUGCCUCAUGUGCAACGCACAAUGUGGUGCUUCCCCACUGCGCAAGAGGAGGUUACAAGUGGUGGCUUUUGAGAGGCUGCUCUAUUCUCAUGCCAGAUGCCAGAUUGCAACCAAAGGCUCUUCUGUACACUUAAAAUCCCUGUGGGGGUUGUGGAUGCAUCUGUCUGGCUCUAUUUGAAGCAAUAAGAAAAAUGGACAAGCCAAGCUAGCUUGGUGGGAGAAUAAUGCAUUGACGUAGAAUGAAUUUAUUCAGAAUCAGGAAGAGCAAAUGCUGUAUUCUGUUUAAAACUUCGGAAGAGGGUAGAGUAAAACUAUUGAAAUAAAUAAUGAAUUGUAUGCAAGACUGAAAGAAACAUUUAUUGUUGUUGUUGUUGUUGUUGUUUUAAAAAAGCAGUGUGUAGCAAUCCACAGCAUAAACUCCGGGGUAGGGGGGCUUCCACUUGUCUGAAUUGCUCAGCUUGCCUCUCCUGGCUUUCCUGCAAAACUUGACAGCUGCCGAACACACUUUGCAGAGAGAAGAGUGAAGUGCUGGCCCAUAGGCUGUCACCGUAGCCUCCCCUUGCCCACUGGAGCGCCAACCCACCACACUGGCGCAGAGUA
Zootoca vivipara (common lizard) is the source of this 3599-nucleotide messenger RNA. It is a transcript of the gene WARS2, whose product is annotated as tryptophanyl tRNA synthetase 2, mitochondrial. Gene Ontology annotation, biological process: mitochondrial tryptophanyl-tRNA aminoacylation. Gene Ontology annotation, molecular function: ATP binding; tryptophan-tRNA ligase activity. Gene Ontology annotation, cellular component: mitochondrial matrix; mitochondrion. Lineage: Eukaryota; Metazoa; Chordata; Lepidosauria; Squamata; Lacertidae. The record is from RefSeq and is a predicted model, not a curated record.